Linderina pennispora is the source of this 865-nucleotide messenger RNA. RefSeq lists its product as uncharacterized. Gene Ontology annotation, cellular component: cytosol. The transcript has a single exon. Gene Ontology annotation, molecular function: protein kinase A regulatory subunit binding. The coding region runs from base 47 to 865 and encodes 272 amino acids. The record is from RefSeq and is a predicted model, not a curated record. NCBI's taxonomy places the organism in Eukaryota, Fungi, Kickxellomycota, Kickxellomycetes, Kickxellales, Kickxellaceae.
UAGAUUGUCCCCAGCCCCAUUUUGACCUCACCUCCAUACCUUUGCAAUGCGAACAAUCCUGCCCAGCACAUUAAAGCAGCCUAAGAACCUGGGGAGUCUCAGUAAGACUGAACGCCAGCAGAGGCCCAACUACUUCUUGGCAGUCCGGCUCAGCAACCCAUCGCUGCAAACACAGCUCCAGCAUUUUUACAAGAGUGUCUCAGAAACCUUCCCCAGGCACAGCCGGUAUCUUAUCAACCCCACGCUAUCACAUGUAACAUUGGGCACAAUGUUCCUGGAAAAGCACGACAUCCCUGGCGCAGUUGACCUCUUGGAGUCGUUCGCCGAUCUAGUCAACGAGUAUAUCCAGGAGCCACCCAAACUGACGCUCAAGGGGAUUGGCAACUUUGGCGGUAAUCGUGUCGUGUUUGCCAACGUCGAUGCCAGCCACGGGUUUCAGUCGCUAGUGCGCGACAUCCGGGUGAUAUUCUGGUCGCACGGCUACUCUAACACCCCUUUGCUGGCGCCCAGGCGCGUACCGUAUUUCGGCAACGACAUUGUCCCCCAUGGGAGUGCCUUCCAAGUGACUAGUGGGCACGUCAUGGACUGGAAACCACAUGCAACACUGAUGAAGGAGCGCUCGCUAGCAAUGCCUGUAUCUGUGAAAAAGGCCAGAGAGCAGAUCAAGUCCUCGCUGGCGAAACUGGAGAACAGUGAGACUCCUCGCAAGAAGCCUGCGACCAAGAUCCCAGGAUUCGUAUUUGAGAACUUUAUGAACCACUCGUUUGGAUCGCAGAUCGUGUCUCGGAUCGAGCUGCUGUCGAUGACGGUGAAGGACAAGGACGGCUACUAUGCGCGCCUUGGCGGGCUAGAUAUAGACAAGUGA